Messenger RNA from Trichoderma aggressivum f. europaeum, 1614 nucleotides. RefSeq lists its product as uncharacterized. Bases 1 to 1614 code for a protein of 537 amino acids. Gene Ontology annotation, cellular component: membrane. The record is from RefSeq and is a predicted model, not a curated record. Gene Ontology annotation, molecular function: transmembrane transporter activity. The transcript has 2 exons. Lineage: Eukaryota; Fungi; Ascomycota; Sordariomycetes; Hypocreales; Hypocreaceae. Gene Ontology annotation, biological process: transmembrane transport.
AUGGAUUCUCGCCGUCGCCGCUCCUCCGUUGGCAGCGGCGCCCAGACGGCCGACCAGGCCCUCGCCUCGCUGGGCUACAAGGCAGAAUUGCCUCGUCAUCUCUCCAUGAUGUCCAUCCUCGGCCUCUCCUUCGCAAUCAUGGCCGUUCCCUUUGGCCUCAGCACCACUCUGUACAUCACUCUCACCAAUGGCCAGUCCGUCACCGUCCUCUGGGGCUGGGUACUCGUCUCCCUCAUCUCCGUCUGCAUCGCCGCUUCUCUCGCCGAAAUCUGCGCCGUCUUCCCCACGGCCGGCGGCGUCUACUACUGGUCCGCCAUGCUAAGUUCUCGCGAAUGGGCGCCUCUAGUCAGCUUCGUGGACGGAUGGCUUACCCUCGUCGGCAACUGGACAGUGACUCUGAGCAUCAAUUUCUCCGGCGCGCAAUUGAUUCUGAGCGCCAUCUCCAUUUUCAACGAAGACUUUGUGGCGAAUACAUGGCAGACGGUGUUGUGCUUCUGGGCCGUCAUGUUGGUGUGCGCUCUGGUCAAUGCUUUCGGCUCGCGAUAUUUGGAUCUCAUCAACAAGAUUUGUAUAUACUGGACUGCUGCUAGUGUCAUAAUCAUUAUGAUUACCCUGCUCACCAUGGCCGACCACCGACGAUCCGGCGAAUUUGUCUUUGCUCACUACGACGCAUCAAGCAGCGGAUGGCCAACCGGCUGGUCCUUUUUCGUCGGGCUUCUCCAAGCUGCUUAUACUCUUACCGGCUACGGCAUGGUUGCCGCCAUGUGCGAAGAAGUACAGAAUCCCGAGCGCGAAGUCCCCAAGGCCAUUGUCCUCUCCGUCGUUGCCGCUGGCUUCACCGGCGUCAUCUAUCUCAUUCCGCUCCUCUUCGUUCUCCCUGACGUCCAGACGCUGCUCACUGUCGCAAACUCUCAGCCAAUCGGCUUAAUCUUCAAGAUCGUCACGGGAUCUGCGGCGGGCGGAUUUGGCCUCUUGUUCCUCAUUCUUGGAAUCCUGAUGUUUGCCGGUAUUGGAGCUCUCACGGCGGCUUCGCGAUGCACAUACGCCUUUGCGCGAGACGGUGCUAUUCCUGGUUAUAAGCUGUGGCGCAAGGUCAACACGUCCUUGGAUGUGCCCAUUUGGGCUUUGGUCCUGUCCACGGUGGUCGACUGCAUUCUUGGAUGCAUCUAUUUCGGGUCCUCCGCCGCCUUCAAUUCCUUCACUGGAGUCGCCACCAUCUGUCUCUCUACGUCAUAUGGUGUUCCCGUCCUCGUCAACCUCGUUCAGCGCCGUAAAGCUGUACAACACUCGCCCUAUCCCCUCGGUAACGUUAUGGGCCCCAUCAUCAACGUCAUCUGCAUCGUCUGGAUCGUCUUCUCCGUCGUCAUUUUCUGCAUGCCCGUCUCGCUGCCGGUUGAUGCCACGACCAUGAACUAUGCGUCAGUGGUGUUUGCUGGCUUUGGAGCCAUUGCCUUUAUCUGGUACUUUGCCUAUGCGCGCAAAAAUUUCACUGGUCCCCCAGUCAGGAGUGCGGGAGAAGAUGGUGAAAUCACGACGGUGGGAGUUCCGGUGGGCAGCCAUGAAGGAAAUGGCUCAGAUUCACCGACAACUAAUCCGGAAAAGGACCUCAAAUAA